AUGGGACGUGUUGAAACCCCUCACCCCCUCCCCUUCUCCUUCGCGGAUAUUAAGUUCGCCUCGCACUCAACACCGGGACACGGCCGCGUCGCGCUGCCAUUGUAUAGUUAUCGUUACCGCGCGUGGGGCCCUAAGAUAGGCGUAGGAAAUGUUAAUGACGCAUCCCGAACCCGGAAGCUUACACUGUGUAUAGACACUGUCCUUGGACGGAAAACUGGUGACGACGGGCCAAGGUCGCUUUGGCGGUGGAAAGCGGAAAUCCCCGGCGCACCCGGCGGCGGCGGACCGCAGCUGCAGCGCGUGUUGCGUACGCGUUAUUGUCGGCUAUUAUACGAUGCAGUAUGAUGCACUCGCGUAUUAUGCGCAUGCGGAAUAGGUGUAUAAUGUGUAUAUUGUUGUCGCUAUUAUUAUCACCAUGCCUUUUACGGACCGUCAGCGGCGUCGGUGGGUGGAUGGAGGGGGAGGGGAUGGAGCACGCGACGGGCCUAUUGUGGCCGGGCUGCAUUUGUCGUCUAUUGACACGGUCCGCGCGCGGAAAUUCGCAAAACAAAUAGCCGCACAAAGAUGCCGCACGGGCGGGAGGGGGCAACCCGUUCCGGGAAAGAGGAUUUCGCGCGCGUGUACAAUGCGCGCGGUUAUUAUUAUUAUUAUUAUUUUUUUUUUUUUUUUUGUCAACGAACCAUAUGUAUCGAUGUACGAUAUUAUUAUUAUAUAUAUACAUAGAUGUAUUAUAUUAUACCGAUGCGCGGAAACGGGCAGCCCGUGCCGACCGUAUUUUUCGCGUACGGUUCAUACGCGUACCGUCUACUGACCCGUGUGCAUUUGAUUUCGUGUGUUGCAGGGGCGGAUUUCGCGUGCCCGACCAAGUGAUCGCGACCACCGUCAGAAAAACCAGCAGCAGCAGCAGCAGCAGCCGUACCGGCAAAACCGAGACCGCGGCCGGAGCGAUCGUACAAUUCAGGCGGCCGCGACACGCCGGGACACCGCGGUGGUGAUAAUUGCCCGCAGCGCGGGACCGUUGCGACGACGUUACGACGACCUGCACCGCCGACAAGAAGACGGCUACGACGAUGGCGUGCCGCGACGUUGCUGCAGUGACGACUUUGGCCGUCGACGACCAGUAGCCGGCGAAUUCGGCGGUCGAGCGAUACCCGACUUAGCGGCGGGUGUACGGCAACAGUAGAGACACCAACGCGGCGCGGCCUUUGCAGUCGGCACGACUAAAUAACUUUCGUCCGUAUCGUUGAGCUUCAGCGGCCGACAAAGUGGAGGGCAAUUGCGGCGACCUGUUGAACAUGAGUUCGUACUUCGCCAACUCGUAUAUGCCCUCC
Molecule: messenger RNA, 1331 nt
Organism: Cinara cedri
Lineage: Eukaryota; Metazoa; Arthropoda; Insecta; Hemiptera; Aphididae
Source: the annotation of a GenBank genome assembly